Messenger RNA from Ooceraea biroi (clonal raider ant), 3381 nucleotides. RefSeq lists its product as uncharacterized. The record is from RefSeq and is a predicted model, not a curated record. Lineage: Eukaryota; Metazoa; Arthropoda; Insecta; Hymenoptera; Formicidae. Gene Ontology annotation, cellular component: plasma membrane. Gene Ontology annotation, molecular function: olfactory receptor activity; odorant binding. Gene Ontology annotation, biological process: detection of chemical stimulus involved in sensory perception of smell; sensory perception of smell.
UAAAAUUUAUUUAUUGAUUAAUAUUUUAGUUAAAAUAUUUUUAAUUGAAAAAAUGCUGGAAUGUCAUAUUUUAUGCAGCAUGCAAAGAUGAUUACAUAAAAAAGUAUUUUUUUAUCGUAAAGUUUAUCACAAAACAUUUUUCUCUGAGUCUUGAAAAUGUUUAAUAGUUGUUUUACUCACAUUGUAUAAUAAAAUAUUUACUGUGCAGUUUUCGUACAUAGACACGUAGUAGCAAAAUAAUAAUCGUGGAUGAACAUAACAGACCGUUUUGUAUUUCGUACAAGACAGUAAGAUAAUUGAUACAUCAGGAAAAAUGAUAGCUAAUAACUGUUUAAUAAUGAGCUAGAUGAACAAUAAUAAUUGCUUAAUUUUAGGGGUUUAUUAUGAUUGUUAGAUAUUAAGUCUUUACAAUCCAAAAUGAUCGAAUACUAAAUAUGCUACACAAAUAUACGUUCGAUGUAAAUGUUGGAGACCGUUGUGCGAUCAUUACAUAUUGAUUAAUAUAAUUGUAGCAGAGGAGGUAGGUCUAGCGAUGGUUUGCAAUAAAAUGAGUUACAAUUGUUAAUGCUCAGUUCGCGAUAAAACACAACCAGAUACACUGUAAAAAUAAGAAAUCGAUAUUCAAUCGCAGAAAAUAUUUUGUAACGUAUUACCAAAGAAGAAUAAUUUUUAUUUAAUUGUUGUUUUUAUCAAUAUCUUUUUCUGAUAAUUAAAAACUACUUUGAUUUUAGAAACAAUUUUCCACGCUAUGCUGCAAAGUUUAUUCGCAGGAAAAAUUCCGUCUUGAUAUUGCAUGUUUGAUUUUUCUUACUGUUAGACAAGAAACACAUUGCAUUUUAUAAAAUUGUGAUGCAUAUAACUAAAACUGAAAGAACUCAUACUACUAAGAUCGGCCAUAUCGAAGAUUUAUUUGUUCAUUUAGAACGCAUUUUUUCUAUUGGCGGUAUAUGGCCAUUCAAGCAAACGUAUAUCCGUUUCACAAUUUACAUCUCAUAUUUUAUAAUGUAUCUCAUUAUGGCAUAUGCUGAUUUGUGUGACGUUUUCGGUAACCUGGAAUUAAUGGUGAUGAACCUUGUGGAAACAGUAGCUUAUACCAUGACAUUUACGAUGAUAUGGAUAGUACGUUACAAUAAUUUGUUAAAACGUUUAAUCAAUGUUGUCAAGAAGGACAUGAUGGAACGCAAAUUUGAAGAUUCCGAAGAAGAGAAGAUCUACUACAAUUAUAAUUAUAUAUCCAAGAUAUUCAUAUAUGGCUCAAUCGUGGGCAUGUUCAUCACAGUUACGCUGUUAUAUUUUAGACCACUCAUGCUUUUCUUAAUGAAUGAUCAAGUGUUACACAAUAAUACGGAAUCCUUUAUGUUACCCUAUAGAGUUCACACGUUUCUUGACAUUACUGAUACUUAUACAUAUAUAUUAAUAUAUUUAUACCUAUUUCCGAUGUUUUACACCUCUAUCUUACACAUGGCAGCGAUUUGCUUGUUGGUCGUUUUAGUAUUUCAUAUUUGCGGCGAAUUGUCUAUUUUGUCAUAUCGUAUCAAAAAUAUUGAAGUGCAAAGUAUGGUGGUAAAUAGAUUUCGUACUUUUGUUCGAAUGCAUCUCAAAAUAAUAUGGAUGGCAAAAUCCGUGGACGAUAUUUUUAAUUUUAUUCUUCUAGACGAGCUUCUUGGCAAUAGUAUUGUAUUGGCUAUUUCGAUGUAUUAUGUCAUAAUGAACGUGGAAGUUUCAGAAAUGGCGACUUGUUUUACUUUUAUAUUUUUUGCUGCCAUUGCGCUUGUUAUGCUAUACGGAUAUUGCUUGAUUGGUGAUCAACUAACUCAACAGUGUAUAAGUGUGCUGGAUGCUUAUUAUGAAUGCGAUUGGUACGAGAUGCCACACGAUUGUAAAAGAUGUCUGCUAAUAUGUAUGAUACGUGGCCAAGUUAUGCUCCAUUUAACAGCUGGAAGAUUUUAUAUAUUUUCCUUGAACAGUUUUACAGACGAUCAAAAUGACUUGGACCGUGCGGCUAAAGUGCUGUCUUGGAAUAAACGGUUAAUGUCGACGCUGGGCCUCUGGCCUUUUCGGUCUAACGAUCUUAUUUUCUCGAUUAACUUAGGCUACUUUAGUUUUCUCAUGAUUCUGGAAUAUCUGGAUCUGUUUCUCUUCAUCGAUGAUCUCGAGCACGUAAUCAUGAAUCUAACGGAAAACAUGGCGUUCUCACAGAUAUUUGUACGGAUGAGUAUGCUACGAUUAUACAACAAUCAAAUUGGCGAGAUCAUAGCGGAGACCAUGAAAGACUUUAAUACGACAAGUUAUAAAACUGCUGAAGAGAUGAAAGCAUUUAUCACGUAUAACAGUAGGUCAAAGAUCUUCGAUGUUAAAUUACUGAUGAUAUUUGUUGCGCUGACAGCUUCUUCAUAUUAUUUAACUCCAAUUAUAAUUAUACUUGGAAGUGGUCUACCGAAAAUUAUAAUCAAUAAAAAUGUAACCCAGAUACUUUAUAUAUUACCCUAUCGCUUUCAUAUGUUUUAUGCGAUCGAGAAUAUGCUUUCCUAUGUGAUUACAUACGGUGUGCAAUUGCCAUUUGUGUUCAUCAGCGGUUUCGGACAAAGUGCCGCUGAUUGCCUCAUGGUCACCCUUGUUUUUCAUAUUUGCGGCCAAAUGGCGGUUCUGGCUCUGCGCAUCAAUAAUAUAAGCACCGAUUCCUAUAAUUGUGGACACGAAAUACGACACGUGGUACGCAUGCACAUACAAUUACUACGAAUGGGAAAAACGAUAGAAAGAGCAUUUAGUGCGAUAUUGUUAACUCAUUUUUUGGGAGCUACUUCUCUGGUAUGCAUUCUUGGUUAUCAACUUUUAAUGAACUUUGCUAAAGGCGAGAAAGGAGUGCUUAUUACAUUUAUAAUAUUCCAGUUUUUAGUCUUGCUAAUACUGUACGCUCUCUGCACCGUCGGUGAAAGUCUUCUGACAGAGAGUAUUAAAAUAUGCGAAGCAUUCUAUGAUUGCCGCUGGUAUGAUAUGUGAACGAAAAAUGCGCAAAUGAUAAUAUUAUGCAUGGCAAGAUCGCAAAAACCGCUUUGUCUAGUAGCUGGCAAAUUCACUAUAUUUUGCCUCAGUACAUUAACUGACGUUUUAAAAACAUCUAUGGGAUAUUUAUCCGUAUUGCGUUCUUUUUUAUAAUGUAGAAAACCAUCAAAAAGCAAUGAUCUUGGAGACAUGUGUGGUGGUAAUAAAUAAAUUAAACGUGGUAAAAUACCAUAAUUUAUAACAUUCUAAAAACGUUUUAAUAUUUGAUAAAAUUAUAAAUGAAAAUUGGAUAUAAAUACAAAUAUACCACUCGAGUAAUGAAGAAGUUUGGAGUAUCUCAAUGUCGAUUUUCGUAACAUGUAUCAUAUAGAGUGUAUA